Lacerta agilis (Sand lizard) is the source of this 1369-nucleotide messenger RNA. It is a transcript of the gene MBOAT4, whose product is annotated as membrane bound O-acyltransferase domain containing 4. Gene Ontology annotation, molecular function: serine O-acyltransferase activity. The record is from RefSeq and is a predicted model, not a curated record. Lineage: Eukaryota; Metazoa; Chordata; Lepidosauria; Squamata; Lacertidae. Gene Ontology annotation, cellular component: endoplasmic reticulum membrane. Gene Ontology annotation, biological process: peptidyl-serine octanoylation; lipid modification.
AAUAGCAUUUUGAGAAUGAGGGUCUUCAUGAACUGGGAAGCCCCGUUUUUCUUUCAAGCCACAGCUUUAUACCAGCUAGCUGCUUUUCCAUUUGCUAUUUUGUUCCAUUAUCUAUGUGCCUCUGGGAAUCUUUCUAUAAAUGCAAGGUACACUUUCCUCCUGGUGGGUGGUUUCCUCCUGGCCUGGGCUGCCAUGGGGUGCUAUGCCCUGCUGCUGCUUAUAUCUGCCUUCUCCUCUCUUGCUGUAAUCCAUUCCACUGGCCCACAGCAGGUCCACACAUGGGCAUUCUUCGUUCAGAUGACCUGGCAAACACUCUGCCAUCUUGGGCUGCAUUAUAAAGAAUAUUACCUACAAGAAGCUGCAUGUAUCAGAUUGCCCAUUGCCCUUUCUGCCCUCAUGCUGAUGACCCAAGUCACCUCACUGGCUUUGGAUAUCCAUGAAAAAAUGAGGGUGGGCUUGCCAUCUGAAGAGAGGAGAUCCUUUUGCUGGCACCUGCUCCAGGCACUGCCACCGUGUACUUAUCUGCUGUGUUUCCCGACCCUGCUGGGAGGCCCUCUGUGUUCUUUCCGCAGAUUUCAGGUGGUAAGGUAUUCCAAGGCUCCGUUUUCUUCGGGUCUUCUCUCGGCUGCCACUCGAAAAGGCCUGGGGGCUCUGACUCUGGGCCUGUUGAACAAUAUCAUGAGGGGAUACAUUUCCCCUCUGGACGACCUAAUCGACUGCACCCACUUUGACUGCGUUUACGUCAUGUGGACCUCAGCCCUGUCCUUCAGGCUCACCUAUUACUCUCACUGGCUGCUUGACGAGUCCCUCUUCCUUGCUGGGUUUGGGGCUGAUCUUGGCCACCACCAAUAUUCAGCAGCUGCCGACAGAGUCGUCAUGGACACAGGCAUUUGGACCCUGGAAACAACCAACACAAUUGCCGGCUUUACCCGAACAUGGAACAAGAGCACAGCCCAGUGGCUGAGGCGUCUCAUAUUCCAGCAGAGUAGUUCACAUCCUCUCCUGGCCACCUUUGCCUUCUCAGCCUGGUGGCAUGGCCUCCACCCUAGCCAGGUCUUUGGGUUUUUGUGCUGGGCCGUUAUGGUGGAAGCAGACUACCGCUUCCAUCGCUUUUUUGGUUCAGUGGCAAAAUCCUGGCUUCAGAAGCUGCUGUACCAAACUGUGACCUGGUGUCAUACACAACUGGUGGUGGCGUACAUUAUGAUUGCUGUUGAGAUUAGGAGUGUCUCCAUGCUUUGGCAGCUGUUGUCUUCGUACAAUAGCUUCUUUCCACUAGUCUCUGUCACUGUGCUCCUCCUGUUAGUAAAGAAAUGAGUGAGCAGCCCCACUGGUCCUCACUAGCUCAUUUCGCAUCCUUAGAUGGAGGUGU